Drosophila ficusphila is the source of this 1748-nucleotide messenger RNA. RefSeq names its product fatty-acid amide hydrolase 2-A. NCBI's taxonomy places the organism in Eukaryota, Metazoa, Arthropoda, Insecta, Diptera, Drosophilidae. The record is from RefSeq and is a predicted model, not a curated record. The transcript has 4 exons. Bases 57 to 1667 code for a protein of 536 amino acids.
UUCUCAUUUAAAAUCAUUUGCUCGGGGAACGUCUUCUUAUUCAGUUCUUGCGCGCAAUGGAAAUAUUUAUACGACUAAUCGUGGUCGUCAUAAAGGCGAUCGCAAUGAUAAUCUCACCGAUUUUGGACACAUACUUUUAUCCUCGUAAACCCAGGACUACACUCAUCCCACCGAUCAGGAACAAACUGCUUACCCUCAGCGUUCAGGAGCUGCGCAGUCGCCUUCGAUCUCGUCAGUUGACUUCUGUGGAACUGGUGCGCACUUAUAUCGAACGCAUAGAAUCCGUCAACAAACAUCUGAAUGCCAUAGUGGAAUCUCGUUUUUCGGCUGCUCUGGAGGAAGCUUCCGAAACCGAUGACCUCAUAGCCAGCUGCCAGUCUCUGGCGGAUGUGGAGAAGCUCUUCGAGGAACGUCCACUUCUGGGUCUUCCCGUGACCAUUAAGGAAUCUUGUGCCCUCGAGGGCAUGACCUUUUCCGUGGGCAGUUUGGCCAGAAGGGACAUUAAGGCCGAAGCCGAUGGUGAAGCAGUAAAGCGGUUGAAAUCGGCUGGAGCUAUUCCACUUUUGGUCUCGGCCACUCCAGAAUAUUGCUUUAGCAUCGAAACAGACACCUUGCUGAAUGGCCGAUGCUUGAAUCCCUACGAUUUUGAGAGGACUCCGGGAGGAAGUUCUGGGGGCCAGGGCGCUUUGAACGGAGCUGGCGCCUCUCUAUUCGGAAUUGGCUCGGAUAUUGGAGGAUCCAUUCGCAUUCCCAGCUUGUACUGCGGUCUCUUUGGCCACAAACCAAGUGGAGGAGUCGUCUCCGUCAAGGGGCACUUCCCCAACUCGAAAGAUCCGAACAUCGAGCACUAUCUAGUGGAGGGACCCAUGACCCGGUUUGCCGUGGAUCUUUCCGAGUUACUUCAGAUAAUGGCGGGCAAAGACAAUUCAAACAAACUGCGAUUGAACGAACCUGUGCAACUGAACCAGAUUAAAGUACAGUAUGCACUGGGCUUCGAGGGCCUGAAUGGAUUGAUGCACACGUCGGUGGAUAAGGAUAUACGAGGUGCCAUUUGCAGGGCGACAACCCAUUUGAAGACUCUUGGUUUGGAGGUGCAGAAAGCCAAGUUACCCAAUCUUGAUAACUCAAUGGAGAUGGCUUUGUCUGGGAUCGCCGGACAGGACUUGAUGGACUAUCUAAUGGAGUAUCAAGAUGCAGAGGGUACGAACAAGGUUCGUCAGACCUUCUGGGAGUUGAUAAAAAGUCUGCGGGGUCACUCGAACUACACGACCAAUGCCCUGAUCUUUGAACUAAUGAGACGAGCUGGCGCCUUUAUGUCGCAAUCAAAGAUGAAUCAGUAUCUGGAGGAGGCACGCGGCUUGAUUGGGGAGUUCGCGAAACUACUUGGAGAUAAUGGAGUGCUGAUCUUUCCCACAUUGAAUUUACCUGCUCCGAGACACAAGUGGUCGGUUUUCUCACUCUGGGGCGUCGAUUAUACCCUCCUAUUCAACGUACUCGGUCUUCCUGUGACCCAUGUGCCAAUGGGUCUGAAUGACCGGGGACUCCCCGUUGGACUUUCCGUAAUUGGGGCUCCAAAUCAGGAUCGACUGUGCAUUCGUGUGGCCGUGGAGUUGGAGAGAGCCUUCGGAGGAUGGAAGCCACCUGUUCCACACGAGCUCGACGACUAAUUAUAGCAAACAAUAAGCCUCAAAAACAUCUAAAACUUACAUUUACAAUAAAAAUAAAUAUUCGAAAAAAACUAAAGUAAA